Leptidea sinapis is the source of this 2496-nucleotide messenger RNA. RefSeq lists its product as uncharacterized. The record is from RefSeq and is a predicted model, not a curated record. The transcript has 9 exons. The coding region runs from base 445 to 1329 and encodes 294 amino acids. Lineage: Eukaryota; Metazoa; Arthropoda; Insecta; Lepidoptera; Pieridae.
UAAACGUCUUAUUUUUAAAAGUGUUAAAUCUGUUAUAUCUAUUUCACUGUUUCUUUAAUAAUUGUAAUUUGUGAAAUAAACAUUUCCAUUCGAAAAAUUUCCUUUCCGUGUAACAUUUUGGUGGCAGCGGUUGGAUACGCAAUUCUCCUACUCGAAUACAGCUCCGAAGUUCUAUUGUGUGAAACUGUGAAGUGAAUUCUAUAUGUUCUGUAUCUAUAUAAUACAAAAGGCCUGUAUUUAAAUGUAUUUAAAUACAUAUGUGAUACAUUUUUAAGUGCAAUAUGUUCCUCGGCGUAAUUGCAGUCAUCGUUGCCCUGUCAGUCUUAAACCAAUGACUUUCUAUCUUAAGCACAUUCACUGUCUAAAAAUAAGCUGGUAACCAAAAACUUUUUAAGGCGAAUUUAGAUUAAGCGUGGUGGGAUGUGAGGAGCGAGCGGCAGCAGCAUGGGCGGCGUGCGGCUCGAGCGCCACGGACGAGCGGCGCUCGUCGCUCUCUCGGUGAUGUUGGCGAUCAUAAGAGCUGCGGCAGACCCGGACACCACCACUGUUACCACGACCACUACUUUUGAUCCCUCGAAGCGUGGCAAGAUGAUGUACGGCGACACGUGUUCCACAGUCAUUGACUGUGGCUACCCGGACUCAGUCUGUGAUGACGUGCACAAGAUCUGUCGCUGUCAUCCAGACGUUCCUGUCACCAACCACGUCGACAAAUGUGGCAAACCUGCUGGCAUCAACGAGACCUGUUCAUUCAACGAGCAAUGUGAAGAUGUCGUUUUCAAAACUGAAUGUAGGAACGAGAGAUGUACGUGCAUGUAUGACCUGAUAGCUGAGGUGUCUGUAGACGGAGGGAUUGUAUGUAACCCGGAAAAAGAGAUAGAGAUAUCGACAAAGACUCUGGACCCGGCAAUGAUUGGUGUACUCGUCGGCAUGGCCCUUAUGUUCGUCAUUAUUUGCGUUGUUCUGCGUCUGUUCAGCAAAGCCAGAUGGAGGGAAAAUCGGACUAUAUUCAACACGCCAAAUCCACGUCUGAUGAACGUUUCUCUCUUACGAGAUUCUAAACUGCUUCAUUCACAGGAUCGUCGUGGUUCUCGUGUCAGCGUACGUCCUCCUUCGAGACAAGCCAGCCAGCAGGAACUCAGACCACAUUCACCAAGUCCAGCACGCCCUCACCAAAGCCAUCAGCUUCACCGAAAACACUCAGGAUCUCGACGUGGUUCCAAAGCAAGUAGCGGUCAUUCAGGAACUUCUUUAAGGUCAGCUACAUUGAGAUCUCCAAAUGCACCCGGACCCACUUCAGUGACAGUUGAAAUUCGUCCACCAGAUGCUUAAUAAUAUACAGUACUGUAGGAAACGUAAUAAAGCGAAAAGAUAUGAUGCAUUAGAGUACAAAUAAAGUUGGUGGUUCAUUCAAAUAUUUAAAUAAUUUGUGAUAAAAAUAUUCAUACGCUACUAUUUAUAUUAAGCUUAACAUAGAUUUACUAAUAAAAUUUGCUAGUUUCAUAGCAAUAAUUGAAUGCACUGAUUUAUCUAGCAUCAUAGCAAGCUCAGAAGUGCCUCUUAACGAAAAGCUUAUUAACUAUCUUGAUUAAAUAACGUAUAACUUUACUGAAUAAGAUGUAACUCAAUAAAUAUAUACACAUAAAUUUAAAAACAAAAUCAUAAAUAUUAUUAUAAAAGUUUAAACACUUUAAUAAAUGGUAGAGCACAAAAUUUAUACUAAAUUACUAUAGACUUAGAAGACGAGUGAAAUUUUUAGCUUAUUUAGCAUUAAUAGUCGCUUUUUGGCAGUUAUGUAGUUCAUAUAGUUUUAAAUAAGUCGUUUACUAUAUUUUAAGAUAUUAUCUGUUAAGAAUUAUUGAUAUGAUUAUAAUUUCAUGUAUGUGAAUGCUACUCAUUUUGUUAUAUUUCUCUUGUGCACAUAUUCUUAUAUAAUAUUAAAAAUUAAAAGACAUAAAACGAAUAUAAUAUAGGGACCAUUUCCUCAUAUGGGAGUGAUCAUAAUUCAAUCGAAUGAUAUAAUAUAAGCGGAAAGCUUGGCUGCUUUCAUAGAUUUUUCUAGAAUUAGGUUUACUUUACUUCAUACUUAAGAAAAAUAGUCCUUUAGUCUUCUAGCUUAAGUAAUGAAUAAAUAAUUGUAACAUGUGUAAAAUUGGGGAAAUUUACACAUAUUAGUUUAGGCUUUGUUGCACUUUUGGAGCUUAGACAUAAGAUCGCAAGGGCACAAGCAAAUAAAAAACGAAAAUAGCAAUAAUUUUUAAUUAUAUAGAAUUACUGAUCUUGUACUGAAGUAUCAAAAUCAUUGUCAUCGUACAAAUGAUAUAGCAAUUAAGGGGAAGAAUUGAUAUAUUAUUCGUACGUUAUAACCUUCAUAAGUCAUUUCGUCAAUAUAUCUUUAUAUGCUCACAGAUUAUUACAUUAUACUUUGAACACGAUGCUAGGUAUAUCUAAUACAAUGCUAUAAUUUAAUAAUAUAAACUUUUACUAUACUUCUGACAA